AAAAAUAUGCCGCCGUGGCAGUUUCAGUCCUUCCACGAAACCGACAUUUCUCAGAUCUUUAAUUUUAAAUCUUUUUAUCCGUUGAAAUACUCUUCAGUGAAAGCGGUGUUUGUUCGAUUAGGUCAUCUUAACUGGUGGUCAAAGGAAUGCGACUGCCAGAAGCUGUGGCCGCUGUCCACGUCGGGCGAUGGAAACUGUUUACUGCACGCCGCGUCGCUUGGAAUGUGGGGUUUUCACGACCGACUGCUGAUUUUGCGGAAAGCCGUGCAUCUGAUGCUAACCAAAGGGGUGCGUCGCCACGCACUGUGGCGCCGUUGGCGAUGGCAGCAGUCACGCGAAAACAAAGAGGUAUGUAAUGGAGGAGGAUCCAUACUCUGUUUUGAGAUGGUUUAUUCGUCUAAAGACGCUGUUGCCUCCGAAGGCACGGAGGUGAUUUAUGAAAGUCUAGAGGGGUUGCACGUAUUUGCGUUGGCGCACGUCCUCCGACGACCGAUUGUUAUUGCAUCCGACACGGUACUUAAAAAUUCCGGCGGCGAGGCACUGUCACCGAUACAUUUUGGAGGUAUCUAUCUGCCGUUGGAGUGUUCUUCAGCGGAGUGUCACAGGUACAUUUGUGAUUGUUUGCCUAUAGUUUUACAUACUAUCAUUCCCAUAACAACCAGAGACAGAGAACUAUUGCCUUUGCACUUUGCCGCUGACCCAGGUCCCGACUUCACUUGGUGGGAGGACGAAGAGGAUGCGAAAAUUGCCAUGUUUACAGAUCUUGGUGACGUAAAGAAACUUGAACUUAUUUCUCAAUACAUGGACCUUGUGAAAAUUCCUGUGAUAAAGGGCGAACGGUUUACUAACGUUAAUAGUGGUGGUAACGAAGCGGCCAAGUUGCUCCAAGACGAUGCUCAGCGUCGAUGGAACACUAUACCAUUGGUGAAGUCUGUCGGCAACCUGUAUUCAGGGGGCUCCCAGACGUUUUCCAGAAUCACGAAGUCGGUGAAGCAGAAGUUUAUGUCCGGGUAUAGAUCGAAGAAGGCCGACACUGAUCUACCAAAAUUUCAGCGUGUGGAUUCCACAAUGUUGUCGCAGUUCAUGGAGGAGAUGAUCGACAAUUAUCUUAAGGCAGCUCGCACGCGUUUCGAGGGAAGGAAGGAGGGCGGUAUGGAAACUACGAAGCGCGAGCGCCUCAGUCGAGGCUUCAACAGUGGCGUUUCUGCGGAGGUGCUGUUGCUUAAGUCGCCGGACAACGGCAACUCUGUCCCCCUUUACGAACGGCCGUCCAGUCCUUUACAAACUAACACCAUGAUUUGUUUUCCUCCAUUUUUAAUAAAACAUCUUUUUGACACGUUGUUUCAGCGCCUAAAAUUAUGUAAUCUCGUGUCUUUAUCUUCCGUCACCUAUAAGGGAAGAUCGACUUCAGGACUCAUGUCAGAAGUGUAUGAGUGA
This is a messenger RNA of Soboliphyme baturini, 1437 nucleotides long. The record is from the annotation of a GenBank genome assembly. Lineage: Eukaryota; Metazoa; Nematoda; Enoplea; Dioctophymatida; Soboliphymatidae.